Messenger RNA from Thamnophis sirtalis, 4088 nucleotides. It is a transcript of the gene CUNH1orf198, whose product is annotated as chromosome unknown C1orf198 homolog. The record is from RefSeq and is a predicted model, not a curated record. Lineage: Eukaryota; Metazoa; Chordata; Lepidosauria; Squamata; Natricidae.
AAGAGCGGAGCAAAACCGCCGAGCGGAGGGCGCGGCGGAAGAGUCGGUCGGCUCUCUGCUGCUGCCCCUUCGCCGUGCCGUUUUCCCGGGGCCGCGUGAAGCAGGGGCAGCUCGGCGAUGGCGUCCAUGGCGGCGGCAAUCGCCGCUUCUCGUACGGCGGUCCUGAAUGGGAACCGGCCGCUGGACGAGCGGGAACGUAAGCGCUUCAGCUACUUCUCUUCGCUCAACCCCAUGGCUCGCAAAAUCAUGGCGGAGAAGGAGCGCAUCCGCGAACGCUACGGGCCAGACUGGGAGCGGCUGCCGCCCCGCCAGCAAGACGAGAUUAUUGACAAGAGCCUGGUGCAGCCCAACAUCCAGGCCCGGUACGCGGCUCACCGAGGGGCAACCCGAGACAACCCGCCUCCGGUCUGCUACCCGAACCUGCGCCUCAAUACCGGCCAGAAGGUAGUGCGCUUCGGGGACGAGGAUAUCACCUGGCAAGAUGAGCAUUCUGCUCCUUUUUCUUGGGAAACGAAGAGUCAAAUGGAAUUCAGUAUUGCUUCUCUGUUGAUCCAAGAGCCGGGGGCUGCAGCACCUCAGCACGAACAGAAACAGCCUAGCAAAACCGCACCUGGCCCCCCAGCUCCCAAACCUUCCCAGGGUGGUAAACCUCAAAACUCAGAUGGGCUUAUACCAGCCAAAAAAGAAGAGGAGUCCUCAUUUUGGAAGAUCAAUGCUGAGCGCUCCAAAUACGAAGGGGAACAGUCUGAGUUCCAUUCGCUAACCCCAAGCCAAAUUAAAUCCAUGGAGAAAGGAGAGAAAAACCUCCAGCCUUAUUACAGGCAAGAAUCUGGUCCAAAAGAAGCAAGUAAAGCAGAGAAGCCUAGUGCUCCUAAGCCUGAAAAAGCGAUCGCCCCAGUUGUUCCCACCACACCUGUAGAAUGGGAAAAGCCUCUGUCCAGCCAACCUGCAGUUAGUGCCUUUGAUGCUCAUUCUGACCCUGCAGAGAAAUUGUCAUCUGCUGCAACCCAAAAGGAAGAUGCCCAAAGCAAUUUUGUUCCAGAUUUACAAGGAUUUGGCCAGAGUAAUGCAAAUAAUGCUAUCCUGAAGACAGGAUUUGAUUUUCUGGACAAUUGGUAGACAAAAACAAUCCUUCAGUUGGUUUUGGAGAAAGAUAAAAGAGCAUCUCUCUCUCCAUUUUGUCUUUUGGUUUCUGUUACUGGUUUUUCUGUGUGUUUUUUAAACUUUUUCCCGGUUCUUUUUUAAUGUUGCCCUUUGUACUAAUACUUUUUUGUAAAAACCUGAUGAGUAUUUGUAUUUUGAAGUGAGCCAGUGUUAGAAGGGUGGGCAGGUUUUUUGGUCUUUUAUUAAUUGCAAUUCUGCACAUUACAUUUGAUGAUCAACAAAGAAUAUCUUGCCUAAUAUUUGUAUGUAUGCUAAGGAAAAAGUGUGCAAUCUAUUUAGAGAGCAAAUGAAGCCAUCUGAUAGAAUACCCAUAUUUAUUUUACACAUGAAUGCCAACAGCUAAUUGGCCACCAUCUGUAUACAUUUGUUACAAGAAGAUAACUUUAUAUCAAGCACAGAUAGAUUUUAAUAUCAUCUGUCAGAGCCUUGGCCGGUAUGUUCUAGGUUCUGAAAUUAGUGGUCCAAAACAUUUUGUGAACACCAUAUGGUCUUUUCCUAAUAGAUGGAAGCACAGAGUCCAAAGACUAAAAUUUAGCACAUCUCUUUCAAAUUUAUUGUGCAGGAUAUAAAUCUGCAGACAUCUACAUGCUUAUUUUUACAUUAGCCUAUGACCCUUGACUCAGUUGGGGGGGGGGGGGAUCAAGCAGCUUUAGCUAAUGAGGUGCGCGCUGGGAGGGUGUGUAUAUUUUUGUUUGUUUUCUUUCUGUGAAAUGAGGCCCAAUUGGUACACAAAACAGGAUCGUUUGUUAAAAAUAAAACAUUUAAUGAAAUGUAUUUAAUAUGUUUUAAUAUAAAACAUCAAAGGAGAAGAAAGAGGCUAGCUUAGAGAAAUAAAUAUGUGGCUGGAGCUGCCUUUUACUGAUUAAAAACCAUUUGGUAAAGGGAUCUUCAGAAGAAACAUAACAUGAAAAAUAAUUAAUUUGUUUGAUCUCUUUUGGCCUAGCAGAACUGAACUUCAUUUUGAAAUUUAGCUCAUUUCCUUUACCCUCACCCCUGGUGUUAAAUUUCUUCAACAUAUUUACUGCAAGGCAUUCUGAUGCUUUCUUUAAAAACAAAACAUUGUAUUAAAAUAUAUAUAUUUCAUGAGAUUUCUGAUUCCUGGUACAUAGUGUGAAUAGGAUCUGAAUGUAUCAUAAAGAUCCUGUUGUAUUAGAUUUUCUGUUGUUUCAAUAUUACACAGAAACUAUUUUUCAUGGAGAAACACUUUAAUGAUGACAUCCCUCGCCUGCACCUUGGAGUGGUCCAGCAUACCACCUUCUUUGGCUGCACACACAGAGACCAGCCUAGUCCAGCAUCUGCAGCAUCCAGAAAUAGUUAAUGCAACUGUCAUUGCAUUUCUGUAACUUUAAACAGUAUUUCUCUCCCCAUCACCUUCAAGCCUUAAUUCCCCUUUCUGCACAAAUUGUAAUUUCUUCAACCAAAUACCAAAGGUUAUUGAAUUUCUGCUUUUGACCUUGAGAAUCGAUUUCCUGGGAGAUGACCCAAUAAUAGAGAUACACUGUGCAUGUGUACCUCUGAUGCUAUACGGAAUUCUUACAAAGCCUAUUUGGGCACUGUAUCUGUUGUCAGGCUGGCUAAUUGUAGCCUUCUUACAUACUAGCCACCAGAUAAGUGGUUCCACUUUCAGAGUUGUCCAUUGUCCAUACCUAUGAGUGGUGUGAACUGAAAAUACACUUCUCUACAAAUCGUGUGUUGUUCUGUUUUAUUUCAGAUUACUUCCUGUUCCUUCUGCUGCUUAUAUAUACUCAUUAACAAUGUUUAUGACAAAAGUUAAGAGGUUUAUUCUGAAUCUUGCCCUGAAAGAUAUAAUGGAAAAUAAGACUGGAUAGUCUUUGAAUUCAGUUCCAAAAAUCACGCUUUGCAAUGUGUGGAGGUCAGAAUAUAUAGCACGGAUAUAUGCAGCUGUCCCUCACAGACUGGAGCACCAAUUUGGAAUCUGAAACAAAGCAUUGCACAUUUCUAGAAAAUAAUAAAACAGAAUUAAUUGCAGAGAACACUAAAGAAAAUGCUCUUUUUCAGGAGUAUUUUAUUUGCCAUCACACAAACACACACACUGGGAUAUUUGUCCUGAAGAUGGGAGCAGAAGGUGGCAUCUUAUCUUCAGAUGCUUCACUUUGUCUUAAGAUAUUUGGAUUAAUUGGUUCUUAGUAACUAGCACCACAUUUCUUACUGUGGAGAUGUUGCUUUGGGCUUCCUGGUGCACACUUACACUGCAGCACAAUUAUUAGUACCAUAUAAGAGUCCAUUGAAUUGGGGAAGCAGAUGUAGAUAACUGACAUUUUUGGAAUGGCUUAACUUUUGCUACUCAAGAGGGAAGAUUUUCAUUAAUGAAAAUAAGUGCCUGACACAUGAUGGCAUCCUGUUUGUUGCCCUGUUUCGAUAUAUUUAACAAUACCGUACUUUAAAAAAAAGACCAGAAGGUUUUUAUUUAAGAAAAGAGUAUUUGAUACUUGAAAAAGAAACCAGUCUUUAAAAAGGAAUUGACAAAGUCCUUCAAGCUGAAGACAUUUCUGCAGUGUAUUUUGGGAUUAUAAAAAGGGAGGCUUUUCCAAUGUUGUCAGCCAGAGCUCAACAGUAUAAAGCGCUUUUCCAGCGCAGGGUCUCUUGUUCAAGUUAACCAAUUAAAAAAUUAAAUAAGUGCAGUUUGGUUUGACUAGAGCUUUCCGUUUAUAUGUUAGUGGAUGGGGGUUAAUGUCCUGAUGUCAUUGAAGCAACAUUUUUAGUUUGCUGCUAUUAGGCAAUGAAAUUGGGCCUAAUCCUUGUGUAUCUAUCUCCAAUCCUGUUUACCUUAAUGAAAUUUUUGCAAGGGACUUCUGGAUGAAUUUUACUCUUUGGAACACUGUAUAUUGCCUUUCUUUUCAAUAUAGUUUCAUGGAUAAACCUGAUGUUUCUCCCUUUCGUAUAUGUUUUUAUUGAGAUUUUAU